This is a messenger RNA of Molossus molossus (Pallas's mastiff bat), 2243 nucleotides long. It is a transcript of the gene PLXDC2, whose product is annotated as plexin domain containing 2. The coding region runs from base 629 to 2212 and encodes 527 amino acids. The transcript is spliced from 14 exons. NCBI's taxonomy places the organism in Eukaryota, Metazoa, Chordata, Mammalia, Chiroptera, Molossidae. The record is from RefSeq and is a predicted model, not a curated record.
CCUGAGCCUUCCCAGGGCUCAGCUCUUUGGGGCUGCCCAUCCCUCCCGCGGCGAGAAAGGACGCGCGCCCGGCGUUGGGCGAAGAAAAGAAGAAAAACUUGUCGGAGAGGUUUCGCCGGUCCACAGUAACCCCUUUCCGCGAACCCAGACCUCCCGCGGUGGCCAUCCCGAGGCAGGGGAAAGUUCCUUCGGAUCCGACUGCCCUCUUGGAUGUGGAGGAGGCACCCGCGCUGUCUGAGGAUUUAGAUCUGUUUUGAACCCAGUGGAGCUCAUCGCGGGGUCUCCUAAGGCAGCGGGGUGGUGCUGCCUGUGCGGAAGCGAGAGUUUGUGAGCCCAAGCUGCAAGUGGUCUUUCUCCCAGCGGUUGUUGUUUUGUGUCAGUGGUGAGGGCUGCGAGUGUUGUGGCAAGUUGAGAAGAGAGACCCGGAGGUCCGGAGAGGACUGCGCUGCCGCUGCUACUCCCUUCCGUUUCCCGGCUCCCGGGUGUGAAAUCCCAGCGAAAUUUACAAAGGCCUCGGGGUACGGCGGAGACCUGUCCGCAGCGUUAAGCUCCGUGGACCCCUUUCCCACUGUGAGCCCGGGCGCCGGGGAAGGACUGGCGGGUAGGAGGAGGAGGUGGCGGCGGCGGCAUGGCGAGGUUCCCGAGGGCCGACCUGGCUGCUGCAGGAGUUGUGUUACUUUGCCACUUUUUAAUGGACCGGUUUCAGUUCGCUGACGGGGAGCCUGGAAACCAAAUCAAUGAUUGGCCACAGCAAGUUGCUCAGGCCUUCCCGCAAACAUCGGAGGAGGUGGAAGUAGACACACAGACUUUCAGCCACCGGUGGAAAAGGAGCACGGACUCCCUCAAAGCUGUGGACACAAACCGAGCGAGCACGGGCCAAGACUCCCCAGAGCCCAGAGGCUUCGCAGACCUUCUGCUGGACAACACCACUCAGAUCGAGGAGGACACAGAUCACAAUUACUAUAUAUCUCGGAUAUAUGGCCCAUCUGAUUCUGCCAGCCGGGAUUUGUGGGUGAACAUAGACCAGAUGGAGAAGGACAAAGUGAAGAUUCAUGGAAUACUGUCCAAUACUCAUCGGCAAGCUGCAAGAGUGAAUCUGUCUUUCGAUUUUCCAUUUUAUGGCCAUUUUCUACGUGAAAUCACUGUGGCAACUGGGGGUUUCAUAUACACUGGAGAAGUUGUACAUCGAAUGCUGACAGCCACACAGUACAUAGCGCCUUUAAUGGCAAAUUUCGAUCCCAGCGUCUCCAGAAAUUCAACAGUCAGAUAUUUUGAUAAUGGCACAGCACUGGUUGUUCAGUGGGACCACGUACAUCUCCAGGAUAAUUACAACCUGGGAAGCUUCACAUUCCAGGCAACCCUCCUCAUAGACGGACGCAUCAUCUUUGGAUACAAAGAGAUUCCUGUCUUGGUCACGCAGAUAAGUUCGACCAAUCACCCAGUGAAAGUGGGGCUGUCUGAUGCAUUUGUCGUUGUCCACAGGAUCCAGCAAAUUCCCAAUGUUCGAAGAAGAACAAUUUACGAAUACCAUCGAGUAGAGUUACAAAUGUCAAAAAUUACCAACAUUUCUGCCGUGGAGAUGACCCCAUUACCUACAUGUCUCCAGUUCAAUGGCUGUGGCCCCUGUGUAUCCUCUCAGAUUGGCUUCAACUGCAGUUGGUGUAGUAAACUUCAAAGAUGUUCCAGUGGAUUUGAUCGUCAUCGCCAGGACUGGGUGGAUAGCGGAUGCCCUGAAGAGGUACAGUCCAAAGAGAAGAUGUGUGACACUAUAGAGACCGUGGAAAGUUCUUCUCAGACCACCACAACCAUGCAGACGACGGCCACACAAUUCAGGGUCUUAACCACCACCAGAAGAGCAGCGACAUCCCAGCUGCCCACCAGCCUGCCCACAGAAGAUGAUACCAAGAUCGCACUACAUCUAAAAGAUAAUGGAGCUUCUACAGACGACAGUGCAGCGGAGAAGAAAGGGGGGACCCUGCAUGCUGGCCUCAUUGUUGGGAUUCUCAUCCUGGUCCUCAUUAUAGCAGCAGCCAUUCUUGUGACAGUCUAUAUGUAUCAUCAUCCAACGUCAGCAGCCAGCAUCUUCUUUAUUGAGAGACGCCCAAGCAGAUGGCCAGCGAUGAAGUUUCGGAGAGGUUCUGGCCACCCUGCCUAUGCUGAAGUUGAACCAGUAGGGGAGAAGGAAGGCUUCAUUGUGUCAGAGCAGUGCUGAGGUUUCUGCACAGAAGGGCACCAGUGCUGGU